AGGCAGAGGAAGCAUUAGCAUUGUGUAUCAUUUGGUUGUUAUUUAUUAUAGCCUCCAGCUCCUGAUCUUCAGGAAGCAGCUCACAACUGCAAGCAAGAGCUUACAAACCACGCACUCGCAGACUACCACAGAUGGCUACGAAGAACCCUUCCUUCAAGAUAAUUCUGGGAUCUUCUUCAAAAGCUCGCAAACAGAUUCUCGCUGAAAUGGGAUACGAAUUCACAAUAAUGAGUGCAGACAUUGAUGAGAAAAGUAUUAGAAGGGAAAAGCCAGAAGAUUUGGUUGUCACAUUAGCUGAGGCUAAGGCUGAUGCUAUUGUGCAAAGGCUCCUUAAUGAUGGUCCAUUGGAGGCAGAUGCUUCUACAACCCUGUUAAUCACUGCAGACACUGUUGUGGUAUAUCGAGGAACAAUUAGGGAAAAACCAAUUAGUGAGAAAGAAGCACGGGAGUUUGUCAAAGGAUAUUCCGGUAGUCAUGCAGCUGUGGUAGGAUCUGUUGUGGUGACUAAUCUUGUGACCGGAAAACGUUAUGGGGGGUGGGAGAGUGCAGAGGUUUAUUUCCUUGAAAUACCGGACGAGGUCAUUGAUAAUCUGAUUGAUGACGGAGUAACAUUCAACGUUGCUGGAGGUUUGAUGCUGGAACAUCCAUUGACGUUACCUUUUGUGGAUGCGGUGGUUGGAUCAGCAGAUACCGUGAUGGGACUUUCCAAAGCUCUUACAGAGAAACUCAUAAUGGAAGCUCUAUAGCUGCUGCAGUUGAACAAUUACAUUCCAAUAGAUACCAUGUUUGGCUGACUGCAAUACUACCUCAAGGAUAUCCAAAUGUUUUUAUUUGCACUGAUUUGCAUUACAAACUAGAAUCCUUGAGACUUUGCUGAAUAUUGUUUUAUCACGAGGGAAUCUGAGAGGAUUCUAUGAAACUCAGAUCUAACAUUUGAAUAUUUUUGUUUGAUCUAACAUUUGAAAUUUGAAUGUAUUAGAAUUUCUAAACUAUUGAAGUUAAAUUUUUCAGAGGGAAUCUGAGAGGAUUCUAUGAAACUCAGAUUGAGUUCAAUUUUUUUAUUUAUGAAUGUAAUGAAUUUGUGUUACAGGAUCCAAAGAGCAUCAUUCUCUUAUAUAAAGCUCUAAAAUAGCUAGGUAAAACUGUUCUAGAUUAGGCUAAUUGUUGAGCUGUUAAAACUGUUAUAGAUUCAGUUGUGACAAUUACUGGUUAGUUACAAUAAUGGACUGCUCCCACCACUAGUCUGUACAUGGUAGGAUCUGAUAAAGUAUCAGACCCCUCUUUAUAGAGCUUGCAACCAGUAAUCAUGGGAGAUGGCAAAGGCCGACCUUAAUCUUAUUAGUUUGAAAAGAAGAUCAUUUAAAUGCUUUCUUUGAGAUAGAAGAAGAGACCCAUUAUCUUGAGGCUUGACUUCAAUGCUUAAGGUCGCAAACUGAAAAAGAGUGCUAGUAAGCCUAUCAAAACAAGCUUUAUGGACUUGUUUUAGAUUAUAGAGUGUCUUGUGAAGUUUGCAUACUAUAGAUAUGUCGGGAUGCUCAAUACCCGUGGUUUGAGUCAUGUAUACAUUUUGAAGUAACACAUUCAAUUAAACAAGUAAAUCAAUUGAAGAUGCGCAGUAAGAGAAACCAUUACUAUGGACUAUGGAGCUGGUCCACAAAGUCAAUAUAUACUAACUCAAGGGAUCAGAGUAAGUAGUAGUAGAUAAGUGAGAGAGUAAUUUGUGAGUUUUGCCCAAACAACAAGAGGAACAAAAAUCGAACAAUCAUAGCGAAUGGAAUAUUAUAGACUUUCAAAACAUGCUUUUGAACAUCAAUGUUCUGAUGAUUUAGCCCAACAUUCCAAAGUGAAGAUUGCUUAGAGCUAGUAAUAGAAUUUAUAAUAGGUAAAUUGUUCUUUGUAUGGAAAAAGAAAGUAGAGGCAAGUAU
Molecule: messenger RNA, 1925 nt
Organism: Vicia villosa (hairy vetch)
Lineage: Eukaryota; Viridiplantae; Streptophyta; Magnoliopsida; Fabales; Fabaceae
Exons: 9
Coding region: 132-746 (204 amino acids)
Molecular function (GO): nucleoside triphosphate diphosphatase activity
Source: RefSeq, a predicted model, not a curated record